Neltuma alba is the source of this 1413-nucleotide messenger RNA. Its product is annotated as cysteine synthase. The transcript is spliced from 11 exons. The record is from RefSeq and is a predicted model, not a curated record. The coding region runs from base 140 to 1117 and encodes 325 amino acids. Gene Ontology annotation, molecular function: cysteine synthase activity. NCBI's taxonomy places the organism in Eukaryota, Viridiplantae, Streptophyta, Magnoliopsida, Fabales, Fabaceae.
CAAUUUUCAUUGAGUAAGAACCGCCAGGUCUUUCUCCUAGCGUCUGUCGUCCCUUGCGUCUGGAAGAGUGCCAGUCCAGUGUCAACCUUCUGUGAUUGACAUUCAUUUCUGAACAAGAUUCUACCGUAUUUUGCUAAAAAUGGCACAAGAGAAGGCAGCCAUCGCAAAAGAUGUCACUGAAUUGAUUGGAAAAACUCCGUUGGUAUAUCUCAACCAUAUUGUAGAUGGUUGCGUUGCCCGAAUUGCUGCAAAGCUGGAGAUGAUGGAACCUUGCUCGAGUGUCAAAGACAGGAUAGGAUAUAGCAUGAUUGCAGAUGCUGAGGAGAAGGGACUCAUUACACCGGGUGAAAGUGUUCUGAUUGAGCCUACUAGCGGAAACACUGGCAUAGGUCUGGCAUUCAUGGCUGCCGCUAAGGGUUAUAAACUUAUUAUAACCAUGCCUUCUUCAAUGAGUCUAGAAAGAAGAACGAUUCUUCGAGCUUUUGGGGCUGAGUUAGUUCUCACAGAUCCAGCCAAGGGUAUGAAAGGAGCUGUUCAGAAGGCAGAAGAAAUACUGACAAAGACUCCCAAUGCUUAUAUGCUUCAGCAGUUUGAAAAUCCUGCCAACCCAAAGAUCCAUUAUGAGACUACUGGACCAGAGAUCUGGAAGGGCUCUGGUGGAAAAGUCGAUGCUCUUGUUUCGGGGAUAGGGACAGGAGGAACAGUAACAGGUGCUGGGAGAUAUUUGAAAGAGCAGAAUCCUAAUGUUAAGCUAUAUGGCAUCGAACCAGUUGAAAGUCCAGUGCUGUCUGGGGGUAAACCUGGCCCACAUAAGAUCCAGGGAAUUGGUGCUGGCUUCAUCCCUGGUGUUUUGGAUGUUAAUAUGCUGGACGAAGUUAUCCAAAUAUCAAGUGAAGAAGCUAUUGAAACUGCUAAACUUCUUGCAUUGAAAGAGGGCUUAUUGGUGGGGAUAUCAUCAGGUGCUGCUGCCGCUGCUGCCUUGAAGAUUGCCAAGAGGCCAGAAAAUGCCGGAAAACUCAUUGUUGCGGUGUUCCCAAGUUUUGGAGAGCGUUAUCUAUCAUCCGUGCUUUUUGAGUCUGUGAAGCGGGAAGCAGAGAACAUGGCUUUUGAGAAAUGAGCUUAAGAAAAGGUUUUCUGAUCCUUGCUGCUUGGAUUUUGGGAGGCCUGCUAUUGGUUUACGAGUUAUAAUUUUGCCCUUUGAAUUUCUGUUUGUUGAUACUGGGAUGCAGCUCGGUUCUUUAUUAUGAAUAUUGUAGCUUGUCCUCUGGCUGGGUUCCUUGUCUAGUUUGCUGUUGCAUGUAAAUUUGCUACUGUUCAAUAAAUACCAGCAGCGUGUAUUUAUGAUUAAUGGAACGCGCAUAUGACUAUUUGAUAUUGUUAUGUUUCCAAGAAACUAGUUUUCUUUGCCUGUCA